Messenger RNA from Cyphellophora attinorum, 453 nucleotides. RefSeq lists its product as uncharacterized. Bases 1 to 453 code for a protein of 150 amino acids. The transcript has a single exon. NCBI's taxonomy places the organism in Eukaryota, Fungi, Ascomycota, Eurotiomycetes, Chaetothyriales, Cyphellophoraceae. The record is from RefSeq and is a predicted model, not a curated record.
AUGACCACCCCCAAACCCACCACACACCAAGCCCCAACAAACCUCCGCGACGCCCAAUCCCUCCUCACAACCCACUGGCGGCCCCAGCACAUCCUCACAGCCAACAACACCCACUCCUUCAAGAUUGCCACGAUCUCCAACUCCUUCAUCUGGCACGCCCACCCCAACACUGAUGAAGUAUUCUACGUUAUCUCCGGCGGCCCUCUGAUGAUGGACAUCGCCACUGACCUCACCUCCAAACACGAAGAUCAGGGUUUUGAGACCGUGCGCAUCAAUGUAGGCGAUCUCUUCAAUGUUCCCUUGGGGUAUAGGCACCGGCCGUGGGUGGAGCAGGAGACGGGGAUCUUGAUGGUUGAGAAGGUCGGAACGGUCAAUACGGGGGAUGAGGAGGGGAGUCCGGAGGGCAAGGAGAGGACGGUGAUUGUGAGGAAGGGGGACGGUGAAGUCGCUUAG